AUGGCGCUCAAUGCAUCCUCCCACAACACGACCGGCGAGAAGACGACGCCCAAUACCGCGCCUCCACCCGAAGUCAGCGGCGAUGUCAAGAAGGACAUUCUCAGUGCCGCAGAGACUGAUGCUGUUGGCCAACAUGCGCCCGGCCGCGAGAACGAGAAGGGUGUAGAGAAGAAAGAGAAGUCGGCCAAAGAACUCGAGAAGGAGAGGAAGAAGGCCGAGAAGGAUGCAAAGUUCAAGGCAAAAAAGGCUGCAGCUGCCGGCGCCAGCAAGGACGCUGGUUCUGCUCCUGCCAAAGAGAAGAAGAAGAAAGGCAAGGAGGAAGAGCAAUUGCCCGAAUACGUCGAGGAGACACCCAAGGGGGAGAAGAAGCGUCUGCAGAGCUUGGAUGGUCCAUACACAAAGGCCUACAUUCCCAAGGUCGUAGAGUCGGCAUGGGAUGCUUGGUGGGAUGCACAGGGUUUCUUCAAGCCCGAAUUCACUGAGAAGGGUGAUGUCAAGAGCCCUGGGCACUUUGUCAUUCCUAUCCCUCCACCCAACGUCACAGGCAAGCUUCACUGCGGCCACGCACUUGCUACGAGUCUUCAGGAUGUCCUUAUACGAUGGCACAGGAUGAAGGGCUACACUACAUUGUACCUGCCAGGAUGCGACCACGCCGGUAUUGCGACACAGAGUGUGGUAGAGAAGAUGCUCAAGCGUAGGGAGAACAAGACACGAUACGAUCUCGGUCGUCAAAAGUUCCUCGAGAGGACCAUGGAGUGGAAGGAAGAAUACCAUCAGCAUCUCACCCACACUUUACGGAGAAUGGGUGGUUCGUUUGAUUGGACACGCGAGGCUUUCACAAUGGACGAGAACCUAUCGAAGGCUGUCACAGAAACUUUUGUCCGAUUACACGAAGACGGUCUCAUCUACCGAUCAAAUCGACUGGUUAACUGGUGCACGGCGCUCAACACCGCACUUAGCACACUGGAAGUCGACAACAAAGACCUGGCGGGCCCUACCAAGCUAUCCGUGCCUGGGUACGAGAGAAUGGUCGAGUUUGGUGUUCUUACUCAUUUCAAGUACGCCAUUGAGGGUACAGACCAAUUCAUCGAGAUGGCUACCACUCGUCCGGAAACUAUGCUGGGUGACUCUGGUAUCGCUGUCCAUCCCAAGGAUGAGCGUUACAAGCACUUGGUCGGCAAGAAGGCCAAGCACCCCUUCAUCGAUCGCCUCAUGCCCAUCGUUGCAGACGACUACGUGGAUCCCGAGUUCGGUACUGGAGCUGUCAAGUUGACACCCGCACACGACCCCAACGAUUUCAACCUUGGCAAGAAGCACGGGCUUGAGUUCAUCAAUAUUCUGAACGACAAUGGUACCAUGAACAAGAAUGCUGGCAAGUUUGAGGGCCAGAAGCGCUUCGAUGUCCGUUACACCGUUGUUGAUGCGCUGAAGAAGGAGGGUCUCUUCGUGAAGACGGAACCCAACCCGAUGAAGGUCCCAAUCUGCUCAAGGUCUGGCGACGUCAUCGAGCCAAUCAUGAAGCCGCAAUGGUGGAUGAAGAUGGACAGCUUGGCCAAGCCUGCCAUUGAAGCUGUAGAGAAGGGCGACAUCAAGAUCCGACCCGCUACCUCUGAGAAGGUCUACAUGCACUGGAUGAACAACAUCCAGGACUGGUGUUUAUCUCGACAGCUGUGGUGGGGUCACCAGGUACCAGCCUACUUUAUUGAGCUGGAAGGUAAAGAUAACGCCAGAAGUGAAGAUCAGUUCUGGGUCACUGGCCGCACAGAAGAAGAGGCGAGAGCAAAGGCCGAGAAGAAGUUCCCCGGGGCGACAUUCACGCUAUCGCGGGAUGAAGAUGUGCUCGACACAUGGUUCUCUUCAGGUCUCUGGCCAUUCUCGACUUUGGGAUGGCCAAACCAGACUGCCGAUUUCGAAAAGCUCUUCCCUACCUCUGUGUUGGAGACUGGAUGGGAUAUUCUCUUCUUCUGGGUUGCUAGGAUGAUUUUCCUUUCACUAUACCUCACUGGCAAAGUUCCAUUCAAGGAAGUCUACUGCCACUCGCUCAUUCGCGACUCAGAGGGUAGGAAGAUGUCCAAGUCACUGGGUAACGUCGUCGACCCUGUCGAUAUUAUGGACGGUAUCACCCUUCAGAAGCUCCACGACCAGCUUCGUGCCGGCAACCUAGACCCCAAGGAGUUGACCAAAGCGGAGAAGUAUCAGAAGACGGCGUUCCCUCAGGGUAUUCCCGAGUGUGGUGCAGAUGCUUUGCGCAUGGCCCUUGUUGGCUACACCACAGGAGGAGGGGAUAUCUCAUUCGACGUCAACGUCAUUCACGGCUACCGAAGGUUCUGUAACAAGAUUUACCAAGCCACCAAGUACGUUAUUGGGCGUUUGGGAGACUCAUUCACACCUCGGGAAAAGAUCGCAAAGACAGGCGUAGAGUCAUUACCCGAGCGCUAUAUCCUUCACCAGCUUAAUACCGCUGCAAAGAAGAUCAACGACCACCUGGAGGCGCGCGAGUUCAGUCUUGCCACCCAGGUCGCCUACAAGUACUUCUACGUCUACCUCUGCGACACAUACAUCGAGAACAGCAAGGCGAUCUUCGAUGAAGGCAGCGAAGAGCAGAAGGAAAGUGCGAAGCAGACACUUUACACGGCCAUCGAGGGUGGUCUGACCAUGAUUCACCCGUUCAUGCCCUUCCUCACAGAAGAGCUCUGGCAGCGACUUCCCCGAAGGCAAGGUGACAAGACGCCUUCCAUCACUAUUGCAACAUUCCCUCAGUACUCGCAAGAGUUUGAUGACGAGACGGCAAACGCCGAAUACGAGCUUCUCGUCGACAGCGCAAAGGGUCUCCGUUCCCUCACUGCCGAAUACGCAAUCAAAGAGGGCGCAUCCACAUACAUCCAGUCUCUCAACGACGCCGCACACACCACCCUCUCCUCACCCACAUCACUCCCAUCCAUCCGCUCUCUUGCUGGUAAGACCGUCGCCGAUAUCACGAUCCUUUCACCCUCGGAAUCCGCACCAUCAGGCUGUGCCGUGUACACCAUCGGCACCUCGGCGACGGCAUACCUCGAUGUCAAGGGCCGUAUUGAGCUCGACAAGGAGAUUACAAAAGCCCAGGAUAGACUCACAAAGGCGAACGAGACGAUUACUCGCCAGAAGAAGAUCAUGGACGAUGAGUGGGAGCAGAAGGUUAGUGAUGCUGUCAAGGAGCAGGAGAAGGAGAAGCUCAAGGCUGCUGAGCUAGAGGCCAAGAACUGGGAGGCUAGUAUUCAGCAGUUUGAGAAGAUGAAGAUUGAGUAA
Molecule: messenger RNA, 3285 nt
Organism: Pyrenophora tritici-repentis Pt-1C-BFP
Lineage: Eukaryota; Fungi; Ascomycota; Dothideomycetes; Pleosporales; Pleosporaceae
Product: ValS, Valyl-tRNA synthetase
Biological process (GO): valyl-tRNA aminoacylation
Cellular component (GO): cytosol
Molecular function (GO): aminoacyl-tRNA deacylase activity; ATP binding; valine-tRNA ligase activity
Source: RefSeq, a predicted model, not a curated record